Messenger RNA from Cucumis sativus (cucumber), 2636 nucleotides. RefSeq names its product AP2-like ethylene-responsive transcription factor ANT. Gene Ontology annotation, molecular function: DNA-binding transcription factor activity; DNA binding. Gene Ontology annotation, biological process: regulation of DNA-templated transcription. NCBI's taxonomy places the organism in Eukaryota, Viridiplantae, Streptophyta, Magnoliopsida, Cucurbitales, Cucurbitaceae. The coding region runs from base 592 to 2313 and encodes 573 amino acids. The transcript has 9 exons. The record is from RefSeq and is a predicted model, not a curated record.
CUUGCCUCGCUCUCUGCCCUUCAUAAACUCCUUCUAGUUUUAGCAACCUUCUGUAAUUGGUGAAAACCCAUUGAAACUGCCUAAUAAUGUCUCAUUUCUCUUCAGCAUUAAUGGGAAAUUGGGUGCUUUUUAUAACAGCAAUUAGAAAAGAGAAGACCCAUUUGAUUUCUAAUUUUUUAAUUCUUUCCGGAACUUUUUGAUUUGUGGGUUCUGUAGUUGGAGGUUGAGAGAGUAAUUUAAUCAUAGUCCAAUGUGACAUAACAUGUAUUGUUUCUUUUAUACACAGAUCCCUAUGUGUAGGGGGUAUUUUCUCCCUUAGUUUUUUGAAGAAUUUUUCCUUCUUUUUGUUUGUUUCGUAUGACAGAGAUUGUGAGACUAUAUGCAUUGUUCAUUUCAUUUAGAAAUAUCCCCUCCCCUUUUCUUGCUUACAAUAAACUAUUCAAUAACUUACUUUUAUUAACAGAGAGGGAAAAAUUGAAAUCAUGAGGUUAUUUUAUCUCCAAUGAUUGAGGUGCCUUGCUUCAUCAUCAGCUUGUUGCAAAAACACAAGAAACUUUUUACAUAAGUAGACAACUGGAGUGAGUGAGAGAAAUGGCCAUGGAAGCUAGUUCUGAGCCUCAGCAACAUUCUCACUACCAUCACCGAGGCCAGGUAACUUCAGCAGUAGCUGUCUCUAACACCAUGUCAAAUAGCUUCUUAGCUUCUCACCACUACAAUGGAGAUUUUCUCUCUGUAGUGCCUCUCAAGUCUGAUGGGUCUCUUUGUAUCAUGGAUUCAAUCAACACAUCACAACCUCAAGAUAUAUUGCCAAAUAUCUCACCAAAACUAGAGGAUUUUCUUGGUGGUGCAACUCAUGGAAAAGAAACCACAGCGCUAAGCUUAGACAGCAUAUAUUACGAUCAAAACGCGGAGGUUGGUUCAGAGAGACAACAUUCUUUGAAUCUUCUUAACCAACAAGAGCAACAACAACAUAUUCUUUUUCAUUCUCAGCGAUAUUAUUCUGCAAUGUAUCAAUAUCCUGCUGAGAAUCCCGACAACGAGUCUCAUAUUGCAAGCUAUUGUUCUGAAAUAAGACAAGAUAUGGAGCAGCGGAUCAAUGGGUGUUGCUUUGGGGGAAUGAAUUGCCAAGACUUGAAGCCACUUAGCUUGUCCAUGAGUCCUGGUUCUCAAUCUAGUUGUGUCACUACUCCAAGUCAAAUUUCUCAACCUGGACCAUCCACCAUGGAAAUAAAGAAAAGGGCUCUGGCAAGUCAGAAGCAGCCGGUCCAUCGGAAGUCGAUCGACACAUUCGGACAAAGAACUUCACAGUACAGAGGUGUUACUAGGCAUAGAUGGACCGGUAGAUAUGAGGCUCAUUUGUGGGAUAAUAGUUGUAAGAAGGAAGGUCAAACCAGGAAAGGAAGACAAGUUUAUCUCGGUGGCUAUGAUAUGGAGGAGAAAGCCGCAAGAGCCUAUGAUCUUGCAGCUCUCAAGUACUGGGGUUCCUCUACACAUUUAAACUUCCCGUUAAAGAACUAUGAACUUGAAAUUGAAGAAAUGAAGAACAUGAACCGCCAAGAAUAUGUGGCACACCUGAGAAGGAAAAGCAGUGGAUUCUCCAGGGGAGCUUCUAUAUACAGAGGUGUAACUAGACAUCAUCAGCAUGGGAGAUGGCAAGCUCGGAUCGGGAGAGUCGCUGGAAAUAAAGACCUGUAUCUUGGCACAUUUGGCACACAAGAGGAAGCUGCAGAAGCUUAUGAUAUAGCAGCUAUCAAGUUCCGUGGUGCAAAUGCAGUUACAAACUUCGACACAUCGAGGUACGAUGUAGAAAGGAUCAUAGCAAGCAGUAGCCUUCUUUCGGGAGAGUUCGCGAGGAGAAAAAAAGAACACAAACCAACCAACACCAUUGAACGUAAAGAACCAAAACAGAACGUCACACAAACUGACGAGGGGUUGGAAAUGUCCACCAACUUAGAUUGGAGGGCGGUAUUCCACGACAACCUGCUACUGAAUCCAAGCGCAAGUGUCGAAUCCAUAGACCAAAAGUCCAUGACCUCAAGCAGAUACGUGAAUCAUGUAAUCGGAGUGGUCGAAACCGAAAGCUCUAAUCAAGAAACUGUGAAUGAUUCAAGAAAGUACAAAACUCACUUCUCCAAUGCUUCCUCUGUGGUUAGCAGCCUGAGCAGCUCAAGGGAAACAAGUCCUGAUAAGUCAAAUGGCUCAUCCUCAGUAUUAUUUGCAAAAUCCCCAUUUGGAAGCAAUGGAAGUAAUUGGCUUCCAUCACCCCAAAUGAGGCUUGCUCCUAUAUCUUUGCCUGUUUGGAAUGAUGCAUAAGACAAAGCUUCUUUCCAUGUCUUUCUACAAUGUUAGUAACAUGUAAUGAAUUCUAAUCCAAAUCCAAUCCAUUUCAACCUUGUUUUCUUCGAAUCUUUUGGCUCAAAAUUCUGAGGAGGUGUUUGGACCAAAGAGUUCCUAAGUUAUAAACUCUACUCCAAGAGUUCAUAACUCUCCAAACUCUACAAUUCUUUAGAAAUCACAACUCCACUUAUUGUCUCAAACUCUUCUGAAAGGUUUUGCACAGUUAAGAAAGGACUAUGUAGGCGGGAAGAAGUUUCAUUCAAGUAAUGCAAAAUAAUAAUUGGAUGUGCUUUCUCGUU